UAUGCAGUCAUCGUGAUGUUAGACUGAAACAAGUUAUGAUUGACAUUGACAUUAAAAACUAACCUCAAUUUUGUUGUUUGGUUUCAUUUAAUUAAUUUGGUUCUAUUAUAAAUAAAAAUGGAUAAAAAGCGUGAGCGUGCAAGCAAUUUCGAUAAAGCCGAAACGCGGUUAUUGACGGAAUUGGUUACCAAAUAUAAGUAUAUAAUUGAAAACAAAAAAACGGACGCCGUGACCAAUAAAGAUAAGGAGGCUGCCUGGGGCAGAAUAGCUUCUUCUUUUAAUGCAACUACUAGUGGUACCACGACACGUAGCUCUAAAACAUUAAAAUUAAAAUAUGAAGGUAUCAAAAAGGCCACGAAGAAGAAGAUGUCCUGUCGCAGGCAGGAACUUUAUCGCACAGGUGGCGGGCCAUCUAAUGCUCCUGAUUUCGAUGACGUGGAGGAGAAAGUGCUGGCUAUAUGUUCCAACAUUACAGGAUUGGAAGCACGCAAUGAUAGUGAUAACAUUUCAGAUGUAAUCCAAUCUGCAUCUGUCCCUCUGAAAAUUGAUUUGUCUCAGGAUGACCUUAAUUUAAAAUUUAAAAGAUUUCAAGAAACAAUUCAAGAUAGUGACAUACAGAUUGUGAUGUUGAAUCAAGAAACUGAUGAAAAGGAUUUGAAUGAAAGCGCCAGUCAAAAUGCAGAACCAACAAUUAUUGGCACUGAGAAUGGUGAAGAUUCUUAUAACAAAUGGGGCACAUGGAACCCAAAAGCAUUGAAAAGUAAAAUUAACCCAGUUUUAAAACCAACUAAGGCCAGCGUUACUGCAAAAAUAGACGAAUUAAGUGCUACAAGACUAGAACUUGUGCAUCUUCAACAAGAGAUAGCAAAAAAAGAACAUUAUUUUGUUGAACAAGAGCACGAGUUGAAAAUGACACACCUUCGAAAUGAAGAAAUCAGGAAACAAGAGUUACAUAAUUUGAUGCUUAAGACAAUGCAACAGAAAGAUUAGUGUAAAUGUUUUUAUUAUUGUUUAGGCCAGUGGCCAAUAAAAAAGUGAAAUAAUCAA
Molecule: messenger RNA, 1047 nt
Organism: Helicoverpa armigera (cotton bollworm)
Lineage: Eukaryota; Metazoa; Arthropoda; Insecta; Lepidoptera; Noctuidae
Exons: 4
Coding region: 118-990 (290 amino acids)
Cellular component (GO): nucleus
Source: RefSeq, a predicted model, not a curated record